Molecule: messenger RNA, 2337 nt
Organism: Pocillopora meandrina
Lineage: Eukaryota; Metazoa; Cnidaria; Anthozoa; Scleractinia; Pocilloporidae
Source: the annotation of a GenBank genome assembly
AAGGCUACAGAAUAUCUCCAAAAAGCGCUUGUCAUCACAACUGAAAUUGGCGAUAGAAAAGAAGAAGGAUUUUGUUAUGGACAACUAGGUACUGUGGUUCUGGUUGUUCAGGCCAUAUGACAAAGCUAAAAAGUAUCUCCAAAAAGCGCUUGUCAUUGCAAUUGAAAUUGGCGACAGAAAAGGAGAAGGAUCAUAUUAUGGAAGCCUAGGUGCUGUGUUCCAGUUGUGCGGGCAAUACGACAAUGCUAAAAAGUAUCUCCAAAAAGCGCUUGUCAUCGCAAUUGAAAUUGGCGACAGGAAAGGAGAAGAUCAUAUAACGGAAGCCUGGGUGCUGUGUUCCAGUUCUGCGGGCAAUACGACACGGCUAAAGAGUAUCUCCAAAUAGCGCUUGUCAUCACAACUGAAAUUGGCGACAGAAAAAGAGGGGCAACUGACUACGGAAACCUAGGUACUGUGUUUCAUUCGCUCGGGCAAUGCGACAAAGCUAAAGAGUAUCUCCAAAAAGCGCUUGCCAUCAGAACGGAAAUUGACAACAGAAAAGGAGAGGCAGCUGACUACGGAAACCUAGGUGCUGUGUUUAAGUCGCUCGGACAAUACGACAAGGCUAAAGAGUAUCUCCAAAAAGCGCUUGUCAUCACAACUGAAAUUGGCGACAGAAAUGGAGAAAGAACAUGUUAUGGAAACCUAGGUACUGUGUUCCAGUCGCUCGGGCGAUACGACAAGGCUAAAGAGUAUAUCCAAAAAGCGCUUGUCAUCACAGCUGAGAUUGGCGACUGAAAGGGGGAAGAAUCAUGUUCUACAAGCCUAAGUAAUGUGUUCCAGUCGCUCGGACAAUACGACAAGGCUAAAGAGUAUCUCCAAAAAGCGCUUGUCAUCACAACUGAAAUUGGCGACAGAAAUGGAGAAAGAACAUGUUAUGGAAACCUAGGUACUGUGUUCCAGUCGCUCGGGCGAUACGACAAGGCUAAAGAGUAUCUCCAAAAAGCGCUUCUCAUCGCAACUGAAAUUGGCGACAGAGAAGCAGUAGGAUCAUGUUAUGUAAACCUACGUGUUGUGUUCGAGUCGCUCGGGCAUUACGACAAGGCUAAAGAGUAUCUCCAAAAAGCGCUUGCCAUUACAAGCGAGAUUGGCGACAGAAGAGGAGAAGGAUCAUGUUAUUUAAACUUAGGUACUGUGCUCCAGUCCCUCGGGCAAUACGACAAGGCUAAAAAGUAUCUUCAAAAAGAGCUUACCAUCAGAACGGCGAUUGGCGAGUUAAACGGAGAAGGAAUAUGUUAUGUAAACCUAGGUACUGUGCUCCAGUCACUCGGUCAAUACGACAAGGCUAAAGAGUAUUACCAAAAAGCGCUUGUUAUCUUAACUGAAACUGGCGACAGAGAAGCAGUAGGAUCAUGUUAUGAAAACCUAGGUACUGUUUUCCAGUCACUCGGGCUAUACGACAAAGAGUAUUACCAAAAAGCGCUUGUUAUUUCAACUGAAAUUGGCGACAGAGGAGGAGAAGGAUCAUGUUAUGGAAAUCUAGGUGAUGUGUUCAAGUCGCUCGAACAAUAGGACAAGGCUAAAGAGUAUCUCCAAAAAGCGCUUGCCAUCAAAACGGCGAUUGGCGACAGAAAAGGAGAAGAAACAUGUUAUGGAAACCUAGGUAGUGUGUUCUAGUCACUCGGGCAAUACGACAAGGCUAAAGAGUAUUACCAAAAAGUGCUUGUUAUCUCAACUGAAAUUAGCGACAUAGGAGGAGAAGGAUCAUGUUAUGGAAAUCUAGGUGCUGUGUUCAAGUCGCUCGGGCAAUACGACAUGGCUAUAGAGUAUCUCCAAAAAGCGCUUGCCAUCAUAAUUGAAAUUGGCGACAGAAAAGAAGAAGGAUCGUGUUAUGGAAACCUAGGUACUGUGUUCCGUUUGCCUGGGCAAUACGACAAGGCUAAAGAGUAUCUCCAAAAAGCGCUUGUCAUCGCAACUGAAAUUGGCGACAAAAAUGGAGAAGGAUCAUGUUAUGGAAACCUAGGUACUGUGUUCCAUUCAAUCGGGCAAUACGAUGAGGCUAAAGAGUAUUUCAAAGAAGCGCUUCUCAUUACAACAGAAAUUGACAACAGAGAAGGAGAAGGAUCAUGUUAUGCAAACCUAGGUAGUGUGUUCGAGUCACUUGGGCAAUACGACAAGGCUAAAGAGUAUCUCCAAAAAGCGCUUGUCAUCGCAACUGAAAUUGACCACAGAAAAGGAGAAGCAGGUGACUACGGAAACCUAGGAAUUAUUUUUAGAAUUUUUGGAGAUUAUGAAGCUUCGGAAGUAUACUUGGAGAAAGCUUUAUCCAUACCCAGAGAUAUUGGAGGUAGAAGAUUU